UGAGUGGAAUUUCCAGUUUUACUCUCUGGUUCGUGAGCGAGUUGGGGGGGAAGGAAGCCGAAGGAAGCUUUUAUUUCUGUUUCUUCUUCUCCUUUGUCUGUAUUUAAGGUACAAUUUCUCUCCCUCUCAACCGUUCUGCUGUACUCUUGUUCUUCCUAGCUAGGGUUUUUUUUUUCUUCCUUCUCGCUCGCUCUGUCUCUCGCCGUUGUUUUUACUGAGGUUGUAGCUCGGAAGGUCUGGUUCGGGAAGGCAGCGCUGGUUCAUACUCGUGUAGACAAUGGACUCGGUGGAUCCUGAUGGAAGUGGUCCUCAGGAGGCCUUGCCACCUCCCCCACCUGUUCUUCCUCCAGAUGUGGUGCCGGUAAAACUUGAAGAACCGGCUAAGAAGAAGCCUGCGCGGCUUCCCAUGGCUAGGCGGGGCAUGGGAUCCAAAGGACAGAAGAUCCAGUUGCUGACCAAUCACUUCAAAGUGAAUGUGACCAAUAUGGAGGGUCAAUUCUACCACUACAGUGUUGCUCUCUUGUAUGAAGAUGGCCGUCCUGUGGAGGCCAAAGGUGUUGGAAGGAAGGUUCUUGACAAAGUGCAGCAAACAUACAGUAGUGAAUUGUCCGGAAAGGAGUUUGCAUAUGAUGGUGAGAAGAGUUUGUUCACCAUUGGACAACUGCCACUUAACAAGCAUGAGUUCACUGUUGUUCUGGAAGAAGUCACGUCUAGCAGGAACAAUGGAAAUGUGAGCCCAGAUGCUGGAGGAAGUCCAAAUGACACCGAUAGGAAGAGGAUGCGGAGGCCUUAUAACUCGAAGACUUUCAUUGUGCAGAUCAAUUUUGCUGCCAAGAUUCCCAUGCAAGCCAUUGCUAGUGCCCUGAAGGGGGUGGAAACUGAAAGCUCUCAAGAAGCAUUGAGAGUAUUGGAUAUCAUACUACGGCAACAUGCUGCAAAACAGGGCUGCCUCCUGGUACGCCAAUCGUUCUUCCACAAUGAUCCGAAGAAUUUUGUGGAACUGGGAAAUGGUGUUCUAGGUUGCAGAGGCUUCCACUCCAGCUUUAGAACAACCCAAGGAGGAUUGUCUCUGAACAUUGAUGUAUCAACUACCAUGAUCAUCCAGCCUGGACCUGUUAUAGAUUUUCUGAUUAACAACCAGGGCGCCAGAGAUCCAUUCUCUUUGGAUUGGGCUAAGGCUAAAAGAGUGUUGAAAAAUCUGAGGGUUAAAGUAAGCCCUACAAAUCAGGAAUACAAGAUCACUGGUUUGAGUGAUCAAAACUGCAAAGAUCAGCUGUAUGCUUUUCACAUUAGGUUCCAAUUGAAACAGAAAGGUGAUGCUGAACCAUUGGAGAUCACUGUGUAUGACUACUUUGUCAAUCACAGAAACAUUGAGCUGCGGUAUUCGGGAGAUCUGCCUUGCAUUAAUGUAGGGAAGCCCAAGCGGCCUACUUAUAUUCCAUUGGAGCUAUGCACCUUGGUUUCCCUUCAACGUUACACCAAAGCGCUGACUUCUUUUCAGCGUUCUUCACUGGUGGAGAAGUCAAGGCAGAAGCCCCAAGAGAGGAUGGCUGUUCUGGCGCACUCUCUCAAAACAAGCCGCUAUGACGAGGAACCCCUGUUGCGCGCAUGUGGUCUCUCAAUUAGCAAUGGUUUCACCCAAGUGGAAGGUCGUGUGCUGCCAGCUCCAAAGCUCAAAGUGGGCAACGGGGAUGAUCUAUUUGCCAGAAAUGGCCGUUGGAAUUUUAACAAUAAGAAACUGGUUCAGCCUUGCAAAAUUGAGCGAUGGGCUCUUGUCAACUUCAAUGCAAGGUCUGAUAUGCGCAGGCUUGUGAAUGACUUGAUGAGAUGUGCAGAAGCAAAGGGAAUUGCCAUUGAGGAUCCUCAUGCAGUUAUUGAGGAAGACCGACAGAUGUCUCGUGCUCCUCCUAUAGUGAGAGUGGAGAAGAUGUUUGAGGAAAUCCAGUCUAAGCUUCCUGGCGCUCCAAAGUUUCUACUGUGUGUGCUUCCUGAGAGGAAAAACUGUGCUGUAUACGGGCCUUGGAAGCGGAAGAAUCUUGCUGAGUUUGGAAUUGUAACACAGUGUAUGGCUCCACAAAAGAUGAACGAUCAGUAUCUUACAAAUCUUCUCCUGAAGAUCAAUGCCAAGGUUGUUUGCAAGAAUUCUCUCUACAUGAAGCUUGGUGGUCUGAACUCUUUGCUCUCUGUGGAGCACUCUCCUUCCAUACCUGUGGUGUCCAAGGCUCCCACCAUGAUCCUUGGGAUGGAUGUCUCGCAUGGUUCUCCAGGACAGUCAGACAUACCUUCAAUUGCUGCGGUGGUCAGCUCUCGACACUGGCCUUUGAUUUCUCGCUAUAGGGCUUCUGUACGGACUCAGUCUCCCAAAGUUGAAAUGAUUGAUUCCUUGUACAAGCGAGUGUCUGACACGGAGGAUGAUGGAAUCAUGAGGGAAGCACUUCUGGACUUCUACGUGAGCUCAGGGAAAAGGAAGCCUGAGCAGAUAAUCAUAUUCAGGGAUGGUGUUAGUGAGUCCCAAUUCAACCAAGUGCUGAACAUUGAGCUGGAUCAAAUCAUUGAGGCCUGCAAGUUCCUGGAUGAGAAAUGGAACCCAAAGUUUGUGGUCAUUGUGGCCCAGAAGAAUCACCAUACCAAGUUCUUCCAGCCUAAUGGUCCUGACAAUGUCCCACCUGGAACCAUCAUUGACAACAAAGUUGGUCACCCAAAGAACUAUGAUUUCUACCUCUGUGCUCAUGCUGGAAUGAUUGGAACUACAAGGCCCACCCACUACCAUGUUCUGCUUGAUCAAGUGGGUUUCCAAGCAGAUGACCUUCAGGAGCUUGUCCACUCUUUGUCCUAUGUCUAUCAGAGAAGCAGCACUGCAAUUUCUGUUGUCGCUCCUGUGUGCUACGCCCACCUGGCAGCCACCCAGAUGAGCACAUUCAUGAAGUUUGAGGACACCUCAGAGACCUCAUCCAGCCGCGGCGGGAUGACCGCUGCAGGGCCUGCCCCAGUUCCUGCUCUCCCAAGGCUUGAAGAGAAGGUGGCCAACUCGAUGUUCUUCUGCUGAGGUGGUCUUUGUUCAUGUGCUGGAAGUACUGUGAAGUGGUAGUAGUGGACUAGUAGUUUAUCCUUUUGGCUGUGUACAUAAAGUGAACAUCUGUAAGGUUGUUGUGAAUUAGCCUUAGCCUUGCCUUUUCCUUGAUCUAAAAGGCUAAGGAGUAUGGUAAGUUGGAACAGUGAUAGUAGUAAACUAUGAGAGAAUGAUGAACAAUGUUUAGGUGUAGUAGUGGUUAGUAGUAUCUAGUGUCUUAUGUCCUGUCUGGGUAACUUUUGCAGUUGGAUCCUUUUGGAUUGUAAGCUUGCUCUUAUGCAAGCAAUAACAAUCAGUAAACAUCAAAUCCCCAGUUACAAGUUACAACACCAAACUCAGAGCAUCUUGAGACUAAAAUCACCAAAUCAAAAGUUCAUGUCUCCAGGGGGCCAAUAGUACAGAAGCAGUAACUUGGGAUGCAAACAACCGCAUUUCUGAAGUUGAUAAUGUGAUCAACAAAACC
This is a messenger RNA of Linum tenue, 3533 nucleotides long. The record is from the annotation of a GenBank genome assembly. Lineage: Eukaryota; Viridiplantae; Streptophyta; Magnoliopsida; Malpighiales; Linaceae.